CUUAUUUCAUUCGUAUCGCAGGAUCGCAGCGCAGCCAUUUUCUUGACUCUGUUUCGACGUCGAGUGAUGCGUGCUUUGUGUGGGGUUUAUUGAGUUUAUGACCUACUUGGGAUUUCCUUUAAGUUUUUUAUUACAAGAAUAUUAACAUUUAAAGCGGUGAAAAUGGUUGAUAGAAUUGAUAUGGCAUUGGACGAUAUCAUAAAAGCAAGUAAAAAAGGAGGAAGAGGUGGAGCUGGAAGAAAAUUCGAUGGUAAUAGAAGACCUGCUCGAGGAAGUGGAGGAUUUCGCAAUGGCCGCACGACUGGUGUAUUACGUGGUAGAAAUCGUGGUGGCAUAUCCAAACCUGCGAAUUACACAAGGGGUGAUGUAAACAGCACUUGGAAACAUGACAUGUUCAAUGAUUUUGGAGAGAGGAAGAUUCAGCGCAGUGGACCUAUCUCAACUGGCCCCACGAAGCUAUUAGUCUCCAAUCUGGACUUUGGAGUUUCUGAUUCUGAUAUUCAAGAGCUAUUUUCAGAGUUUGGCAUUCUUAAGAGUGCCGCUGUUCAUUAUGAUAGAUCUGGAAGAUCCCUAGGAACUGCUGAUGUUGUAUUUGAAAGACGGGCAGAUGCAUUAAAGGCUAUGAAACAGUAUAAUGGAGUUCCACUUGAUGGACGCGCAAUGAACAUUCAACUGGCUACUUCAGAAAUCAGUUCCCUGAGAUCUGACGAUAGGGGUCGCCUUGGAGGAGGAGGAGGUGGCAGCGGUGGUCCCGUGCGACGAAAUUCAAACAGAGGUGGAGCGAAUAGAAACCAAAGCAGCGGUGGCGGAGGUGGUCGCGGUGGUGUAGGUGGUCGCGGAGGAGCGCGCCGAGGACGCGGCGCCGGCGCGGGUCGGGGGAGGCGCCCCGUACCCACUGCCGAGCAACUGGACGCUGAACUAGACGCAUAUGUUAAAGAAAUUAAGUGAGAAUGACAUUGGUGGUGUGAAAGGACACAUGUACACAGUGCGUGUAACUAUAGUAUUUUGUAUAAUGAAUUUAAAAUAAUGCAACCAUUACAUUUAGGCUUGAAAUAUUUUUUUGACAUCAGUGAAAAACAAGAACAAGACUUGUAAUAUUAAAUUUGAAAUAAAUAUAAGUUAGUGAA
This is a messenger RNA of Amyelois transitella, 1127 nucleotides long. RefSeq names its product THO complex subunit 4 (gene Ref1). The coding region runs from base 163 to 948 and encodes 261 amino acids. Gene Ontology annotation, biological process: mRNA export from nucleus. NCBI's taxonomy places the organism in Eukaryota, Metazoa, Arthropoda, Insecta, Lepidoptera, Pyralidae. Gene Ontology annotation, cellular component: nucleus. The transcript has 4 exons. The record is from RefSeq and is a predicted model, not a curated record. Gene Ontology annotation, molecular function: mRNA binding.